ACUUACAACGCUUUCAACACGUACUCACAGCCCUCUUGUCUCGUUCUCCAAGAACACCCCCACUCGAUACGAUGGCUGGUCGCGGCAAGGGCAAGACCUCUGGCAAGAAGGCCGUGAGCCGCAGCGCCAAGGCCGGCCUGCAGUUCCCUGUGGGCCGCAUUGCGCGCUACCUGAAGAAGGGCAAGUACGCCGAGCGCAUCGGUGCCGGCGCGCCCGUGUACCUGGCCGCCGUGCUGGAGUACCUGACUGCUGAGGUGCUGGAGCUGGCCGGCAACGCCGCCCGCGACAACAAGAAGAACCGCAUCGUGCCCCGCCACAUCCAGCUGGCCAUCCGCAACGAUGAGGAGCUGGGCAAGCUGCUGGGCGAGGUGACCAUCGCGUCGGGCGGUGUGCUGCCCAACAUCCACGCCGUGCUGCUGCCCAAGAAGACCAAGGGCGGCAAGGGCGAGGAGACUGCCUAAACGCCUGGCCUCGUGUACCCAUACCCCCAAAACAACAAACUCGGUGUUUCUCAACACCACCAUUUCCUGGUCGAGGGGUUAUUGGGUUUGGAAUCGGGGCUGGUGAGAGAGGCAAUUGCUGUGGGUUACAGGAUGGGCUGCCGAAACUUCUGUGCACAUUCCCAUGACAGGGAGCCCUGGGCCACAAGCCAGGUUGGUCCUCCAGAACAGCCAACGCAUGCUGCACGCACUGCCUGCCUGGGCAGUCAGUAAAGACGCUGGCGUGGAGCCAUGCGCCAGGAACCUGCCGCCUGCGCCGUCCAACCACAGUCAGGGUCCAACCGGCCCUCCCACGCACGUUAAGGGGCGUGACGGCCGCAGGGCCGUGCUUCUGCUACUUGUGUUUGUUGCGUCGGUGCGUGUGGGAUACCGCUGCUUUGACACGGUCCUCAGCGACUGUUGUGCCUCGCACGUGACAGCUUUUGUUCGGGGUUGCGCACCAGAGGGAUGUGUGAUGCAGCGAGAGAGCACCUGGCUCGGGGUUCCCAAAACUCAU
Messenger RNA from Chlamydomonas reinhardtii, 996 nucleotides. RefSeq lists its product as uncharacterized. The transcript has a single exon. Lineage: Eukaryota; Viridiplantae; Chlorophyta; Chlorophyceae; Chlamydomonadales; Chlamydomonadaceae. Gene Ontology annotation, molecular function: structural constituent of chromatin; protein heterodimerization activity; DNA binding. Gene Ontology annotation, cellular component: nucleosome. The record is from RefSeq and is a predicted model, not a curated record. Bases 72 to 461 code for a protein of 129 amino acids.